This is a messenger RNA of Pocillopora meandrina, 8207 nucleotides long. The record is from the annotation of a GenBank genome assembly. NCBI's taxonomy places the organism in Eukaryota, Metazoa, Cnidaria, Anthozoa, Scleractinia, Pocilloporidae.
AUGGAACGAUUCAUUCCCGAGCACCCCCUUCCUACAGAAAUCCAAGAGAUGCCAAAAGAUGACACAGUUUGUCAGUUCUGUGGUGUCAGCUACCUUAUUCACAGCGAAAUGAAAGCAUUGGAGGAACGUGUCAAGGAAGCAGAGAGGAAAAUGCAGUACUACGUCGAAAGUGUAGAGCGAGAAGAAAAACUCAAAGUUAAAGUGGCCAGUAUGGAAGAAGAAAGUGAUAAGCUUUCAAGGGCAUUGCAAGCAAGUGAUGAAAGGUGAGAAGAUAUAAAGUAAUGUCUUGUUAUCAAAUAGAUUUCUUGUUGCAGUGCAUCUGUUCAGUAAUAAAUCACAGAUCGUGAAUCAAAAUGUGGUGAGAAUGAGACACUGCUGUCCAUACCACAUUUUGAUGUCUUCUGUGAUCUAUUACUGAACAGAACCACAAUAACAUGGAAUCUAUUUGUUUUGCAGGAGUAGCUAAAUGUAAUAAAUGGUGAUGUCAUCUGUGUCUGUCUUCCAAUAGAUCAUAACCAAGGAAGGAUAUGCAUAUAAUUCAGUUUAUUAUAUAAAUAAGUUUCAUGGUACUUUGUAUGGUCUAUCAAACUAAUAUGUAAUCAAUGUUAACCCUUUAACUCCCAGAAGUGAUGAACAUGUAAUUUCUUCCUAUAAUUUCCUUACAUUGUUUAGCAAACAGGUACUGAGAACACUCAAACUUAUCAGGUAUAAAUUGUUAUCUUGAUUUAACACCAAAUUCUCAUAACUAAUUUACAAGGAAAUGUACAGUAGCAAGAGGAGAAAAUUACCAGUCAGAUCAUGGGAGUUAAAGGGUUAAUUAAUGCAUUGUUGAUCUAUUUCAUUAUUCCCUUUUUUUGGUUCACUUACCAAUUAGUCAGAGCUACAACUCAAUUUAUUCAAUAAAUAACUUCAGUAGCUUGUAAGAAAUUUUGAAUUAUUCAAACUGCACAAACCCCUUUGAGCUUAACUUAUCAGAAUUAACUGCCUACAGGGAGCUUUAAAUAGCCUUAAUUGUGUACUUCAGGAAAAACAAAACUCAUGUCUUAAUAUUACUGACCUUUACUAAAAUAUGAGCAGAAUUUCAUUAUUUGAUAAUAACAUAUUAUAAUCUUGUUGGUAGGACCAAGAUUUUGGUGCAAGAGUUAACUUCAAAGCAAAGCCAGAUUGAAAACUGUAAACAACAGAAAGACGAUCUUGAAAAGGAACUUCAGAGAAAGAACGAAGAAGUCAAGAGAACUCAGUUGAAGUUGAAUGAUCUUGUGAGGCAAAUUUCAUCCUUUCAUGAAACCUUACAAACACAAAGGACAGCACUAAAUGACAUUAAAGUUAGUGUUAGAGAAAAUUGUCGUAACAUCACAGAGAGUUACAGUAAAGUUGUGAAUACUGUUGCUCUUUCAUGUGAGAAGUUUGCAAAGGAUACAAAAGUCCUUGAGGAGAGUUUAUCUAAGGUAGGAUGGUACUUUGUGAAAUGCAUACAGUGUCACUCUUUUCCAGUACUUAGUUGACCCUUUCACUCUCAAGAUCUCUACAGUAGUUCUCCUUACUGUCUGCCAUGUGAUUCUUAAGAUGAUAGCUCAGAGAGUUUGGUAUUGGAUCAACUAAAAACCCCUUAAUUGAUAUUUUUCCUUAUUCUCAUCACUUGUCUACUUGUUAUAGUAUUGAUAUUGUAAGGGGAAAUUCUGUUUUGGUCACUCUUGGGAGUUAAAGGGUUAAUGUAAGCGGCAAAUAUCUUCAUUGAACAAAUCGAGAACCUGAGACAUUAUCAUUCUUAGAGAACACCAAGUUGUGUGCCAUUCAUACUAACAUUCUCUUACACAGUGUGUGGGUGGGUUUCUGAACUAAUCUCUAGUUGUUCAUGUCUAUAAUUCUUUGUCUUACUGAUGUGCAUUUGAGUUUUUUGUAAUCACUAAAUGACACGAUACAAACUUUUCCAUUAGUGCGAAAAUGAAAAAAAGAUGCAACAUGAGGCUAUUGGCAAAGCUGAAGCACUGGUCAUGGAACUUACUUCAAAAUGCACUGAGUUAGAAGAUAGAGUUGAUGCCCAAGAGAAAGAAUUGAUCAAAACAAAGGAACAGAAUCACACCUAUAGCAAAGAAUUAUCACAGUACAAGGAACUCAUGAAGUAAGUAGUACAGUAGACUUAAAAGCGAGACAUCCCAGGUUGAGCUCUGGCUGGUGUCACUGUGCAAUACUGUCAAACUCUGAUACUGUUUUGAUGUUUCAACCUAUCAGACAAACCUGAUUAGUUCUAGUGAUAGGAAGGGAACAUGAAGGGGAGGGAGAAGAUGGUACUUGGGUACACAAUUUGCCUGGACUACAACAGAUUGUGUAUUGAGAAGUGUACAAAGUCUUUACUAGCAGAACUCUCCCUUGGUUUAACACCUCACCUCCCUUGAUAUUAGCAUCCCAAUUCUUUCCACUUUUAUAAGAGUUGACUGUGCUCUGGUCAGGUGGUUAUGUGGUUGUAAUCAAAUUUGUAAUUGUAAAAUUUUAUUUACUUUUAUUUAUAUCCUACAAAAGAAAAAAUACUUAUUAAUAUUGAUUAAAUUUGUAACUAAAGAUGCAGAUACACACCAAUUGUGUAAUCUUUUGUAGUGAUGACUUUAAGUUAAAAUGAUGAGUUUGUUUUAGCUUGAAUAAGUGGUGGUGUAACUUCCAAUAGAUGUUAAAUUCAGUAUAAUGUUUCCUUUCAGUUCUAAAGUUAAUGAAGUGAAUGAAUGGAAAAACAAAUUUCAAAGUGAAUCAGGAAGUUUAAAAGAAGAAAUCAAGAAAAAUCAAGGCGACAUUUCAUCCAAAGAGAAGCAGAUUCAGCAGCUAGUGGAAAAUUGUAAAAAUCUAGAGAAGCAGGUUGCAGAAUAUUCAAAGGCAAGGAAUGAUGUAGAGGAGAAAAGUGCAAAUUCCCUGGAGGAAAUCAAGGUAGAGUUGUUUAAUUUGUUCUUCUUGCUCCUUCCAUUUUUGUUUCAGUUUCUUCAAUCUUAUAGUUGCUUCUUUGUGAGUAAAUUUGAAGAGUUAAGUUAGAAUGCAAUCUAGUGGUCAAAUGUCAGUUGACACUGUUAAUUUAUUACUCAAUUCUCAACACUAUCUCAAAAAAUUAAUUAAAAGAAGAUAAUUGAAUUUGGAAUCUGUUGACCAAUGACUUCCAUAUUACUGCUACUGCAUUUGACAACUUAACACUUUGUUUCACAUAUACAGGACUCGUAAUUUACUGACAGUGAAAAUGUUAUUAUGUUAUUAGUAAAAAUUAUAGUUAGUGAUGAAACUAUCUAUAUCAUUCUCCAUCAUUUUCCUUGUCUUCAUAAUCUACAACUUUUAAGACUUUUACAAAUUGCUGUACAGUGUUAUUGUACCUACAUACAAUAAAAAAAGACAAUUUUUUUCCUUUUUUGAUAAAAUAUUUUGGUUACCUAGUACAUGUAACUAAUUGUUUAUAUUCUGUUUUAAUUUUGUGUAAAGGCUUUGAAGGAAUCCUGCUUCAAAGCAAAAAAUGAGGUCACAGCUCUAAAAGAAGAAAGGUGUGCCUAAGAUAUUUUGUAUAUUCCAUAUUUAACAUGGUAGUGUUAAACUAAGCUUUGUAGUUAAGUGUCAAACAGUCCAUUUGAGUCAAGAUUUUAUAAGCAAGGGUUGUAUUCCAUUUUACAUAGACAUCCACAUAUUUUACCUGAAGUUGCCUGUACCUCAAACAAAAAUUGCAGUGGAGCUUCAUUAUUUUUACUACCAGUUAGAUUAUUUAUAAAGGAACUCUUACAGGGCUUUAAAUUUUUUCCUAAUUUAUCUUUAAUUUUUCCUCAUAAUCCACCUAUUCUUUACCUACUAAUUACACAGACCUAGCUUUGCAUAAAUAGCUUUCAAUAGUAACACUACUUACUUGGCACACAGCUUAAAACAAGUACAAUAAUUAUCUUAUUUACCAUCUUUACCAAAAAAAACUAACCUAACUUACAUGUACACGUACAUGUGUUUUUCUAUUACUAUUAUUAUUAUCAUCAUCUUAUUCAUCAUUGAUAUCUAGUUAUAAUUAUUCCUAUCAUUUUUUCCCCCUAAAUGCAUGUGGAUGGUUAACAGAGAGAUGAUGAUAUCUGCCCAUCACAACCGUAUAGAGCAACUGAGAGAAAGCUUUAAGAAAAAAAUGGAAGAGGCAGAUGCUUGGCCAGAAAAGGUACCAAACUAUCCCAAUUGUAUGCAGAUUUAACUUCAGAGCAAAACCAGAUUGAAAACUAAAAACAAUAGAAAGGUAGUCUUCAAAAGGAACUUUAGAGAAAGAAUAAAUAAUAAUUUUCAAAGAAUCUUAACCAAAAUAAGCCAUUAUAACCCUCUUAAUAACCUUUUCUCGUCAUUUCAGCUCAACAAAAUUGUGAAGGAAAAAGAAGAACAGUUCAAUGAGGAGAAAAACAACCUGUGGAGGGAUUUAACGGAAGGAUUUCAGAAGGUACACUGCAUUGCUUCUUUGGCUUGUCAAUGCAUACAGAGUAUGUUAAUAAUUCUGGUGUAACAAGGGCAUUUAAAUGCAUACGGUUCUGAGGCCACCUCCUAAGAACUGACUCCUUUUUUUUUUUUCGCCUGAUGUGUUGCAAUAAUGACAUAUUUUUUUUUGCUCUGGGUGCUCUGUUUGUGCACUUUUCGCGCGUUAGAGCUCCGCAAGAACGAAAAACAUGAUGUCACAGAAAUAUUUCUUAAGUUUUCCUUAUCAGAAAAAAGCAAUGAUUUUCUCGUUUAUGAAAUAUGCUUUAUGUUUUGUUUUUUUGUUUUUCCGAAAUUUGACGGUGCUGUUUCUUUCCGCCGUGUAGUAUCUUCAGAGGAUAUGACUUCAUGUUCCUUGCAACAUGCACACUACGGGAGCUGUUCUUUAUAACAAAAAGUUGUGCUCAUGCUUAGAGCCACUUUUACUGCAUAUAUGUGUCAGUGCAAGUUAUUGUACACGACGGUUUUUUUCUUGUGAAAAUGUCACGUAUUCAUUAUUCCUCUCAGUAAAUUUUGUUUAGUUUGAUUUUUUGUUUUGUUUUUUGUUUUGUUUUGCCUUAUUCCUUUUUUUAUAUAGGAAAUGGACGAAGAACAGCAGAAACACCAAGAAGAGCUCGGCUUGUGGAAGAAGGAGGCCAAGGCUGCACAAGACAGAGUACGUAGGAUACUGGUCCAGUUAUUUGAUAUCUGUUUAAAAUUAUGUCCUCUCCCAUGCAAGUAGUUAUGAAACGAAAACAAAACAAAAUUGGCGAAUAAACUCAUAGUUUUGCCGAAACUGCACAGUGAGUAACUUAAACAGAAAUGAUACUGAACUUUAAUUGUUAUCUGACGAUUGUUUGGAUAGACUAUGUGGAUUUCCUUUACCCUUGCACGAGAAGCGAACGGCCAAGAAUGAGUCGCUUUGCUAUCUCAAUGAUUAAAUCUGGUCACUUCGCUCAAACACUUCUUUUGCACUUCCCUGUGUGUAGUUUAAAGAGGACAUCACCACCAUGAACCGAAGACACCGUGAGGAUAUCAAACGUCUGGAACGAGAAUUGACUGAAGCUAAAGUGGGUGAACUCUUGAUUCUCAUGAGCGCUUUUCGAUUGAGUGUCGUGACACCUAAAUCAAAGUAACUAUGGCCAAUCAGCAUAAAAGUUGGUAAUCUCGAGGAGCCAAUAAGAACUCAGAACAAAAACACGAAAACGACCUUAAACGCGGGGAAACGCGAGUGACCUAGGCGCGAUUGGUUCAGUUUUUGGAUCUGAUUGGUUGGAGAGGGUUGCGCCAAUCACAGAGACUAGUUACGUAUCAUGGUAAUACGAAACCAAAGCAAUCUCGAUUUCUGUGUAGACUCAGUUCAAAUAAUUCGUGACCUUUUUUCAGCUCGUUGUCAUUGCACAGAGUGGGCUAGCUGAGGCGAAGGUGAAACCUAUCUCUUCAAGUCAUGAACCUCUUUUAUGUAGUCAAAUCAUACCGGCAUAAUUACAAAUAAAGGUAGUUUGGAAAGAAAUUCUGCAAUCUCUGAUUAUGGAAGUUCCCUUUCCCAAAAUGUUGUAUUUUCCGUAAUCUUUCCAAGUAGUUCUUUGUCCUGAGGUUUUGUAAGUUUUUGUACUCUGUUAGGUUAUCUUGAGACGACUUACAUUUACGAAGGUUACUCUUUUUCUAGGAGAAAAGUGAACAAACAAAAAAUGCCGAUGACUCGCUCGUACAAAAUCUGGAAGCGAAAAUCGUAGAUUUGGAGAAUCGCUUGCGUCAGCCGUUGGCAGACUCCGAAGAAGUUCUAAGAUUAAGAACCAGGCUCCAGGAGUUGGAUAAGAUGCUCCAAAGUGCCGAGCAGCAGAUAAACGAACUGGAAACGAGAAGUGAAUCUUGGAGACAAGAGGUACCAGGUUCUUUAUUCCUGAAUGUCGUGUCAUACAUGGUCCCUUCUGAUUUGUCUGUUUGGCUCUCUGUUUCUGACUGUCUGACUGUCAAUAAAAAUAAAAAUAAAAAAAUUGCAUGAACUUCCUCUAAACUGUCUGCUUUCUCUUUCUAAGUCUGCGAUAUGUGUCCCACGAUCAUUAUUUUCUAUUCGUUUCUGAACAUUUUUUGCCUGCCUGUCUGCUUUUCAUCUACCGGUCUGGUUACCGCUUACGCCAAGGUUUGAUGUCCUUGACAAAUUUAGUUCAACUGGAAGACGAAAGGAAAUAAUGUUAGGUCGAAAAGGAUAGAGAUUCUAUUUGUCUGUCUACCUAUGCGUUUGUCUGCCUGUCCUUCCGUCUGUACCUCUUUGUUUUUACCUUUUUGUUGAACUUCUCCUUUCCUAUCUUUUACUCGUUUAUUCUUCUGUGUAGUAAAUAAGUUUUCAUCUUCGAAGCGGAAGGGUUAAAUCUUCCGGUUAAGUAGUGUACUUCAAAUUUGAGAUAGGGAAAAAUCUUUUUUGUUAAAACUAACGUACUUCUUACUAUCGUAGGUGGUCUUUUUACAAGAAACUGUUCGACGCGAGUGCGAGGAACGCUUUGAGCUGACCGAUGCUCUUGGUGAAGCACGGGCUCAGUUGUUAGCUCUUCAACGCACUUCCGGUGCCUCGCUGUCACGAAGUAGUCUCAAUUCAUCUAGUUCUUCCAGCAGCGUCAUCCGGGGUAGUCGCAAAGGACAUGACGUCAAUGGACAAAGUGACAGUUCUACCACCCAGGCUAUAUCUUGCCCCGUUGGAUUUGAUGGAGGCGUAGGGUGUAGGCCUGGCACACGUUCACGUGACACGAGAAAGUUGUCGCGUGAAGGAAGUGUAGACGAUAGUCGAAAGCGAAUCGCCGCUGCCGUUCGGCAAUCGGGGACAAAGAGCCGUUUGGGGGGAAAUUUUAGCAGUUGAAAAAUUCCAAAUACUUUGAAAAAAGGGAGAACUUGUAGAUAUGAGUUGAUGGCAAAUGGGUAACGACAAGGAGACCAGAGAAAUCUGGAUGGAGAUCGGGGAAACGCUUGCCAGCUGUCACAACGGCUGAGAAACUUUUUUCGAGCGAAGAGAAGAGCAAGAUUUUAACAAGCAUCGAUUUGAUUACUGUAGCGAGCGUGGUACGCACCCAAGACGCAUCAUACGUGUAGUACGUCUUAUUUAUGUAUAUUUGUAUGUAGCUCCAUUUAAGUGGCCCUUGUGUAUAACGCACUAAGCUUUAACUUUUAAAUCUUAACGCAUUCAGCUACACACAAGCCGAUUUCGUAUCUGCUAGGUGAAUAUGGGCGUUGAUACAGAGUCAUUGACCUAAACCUAGAAUUCAUGGUUUAGGAUUUUUUGCUCUGUUUUGAUACUUAGCUUUGUGAUUGAGUUACUCUAUGCCCUCUUUUCUUCUAGACGAGGAAAGAAAAACUGAAAGGCAAAGAGUGUGAAUACAACUGGUUUAAUCCUCGACUGAUAAUAUAAUGACUAUGUCUGUUGAACAUAAUUAGUUCGUCGUGGGGCCUGGGGUGUCUAAGUCCUUAGAUUGACAGCCCGUGUUCCUGCCUAUGAAUUGCGAAGCAAAAUGCAUAAACUCGCGUUUCUACACUAAAUUCUGUGGGGAUACACAGAAUUUUAUUUUUGUAAUAUCCUAUUAGGGCAGGAACUCCUCCGUGUGACCUUGGUUAUCUUCUUCACUGCGCGAUGUCAUUUCCAGCGGGCUCGAUGUUUUCUUUUUUGUCAUCUUAACAAACCAGUGUUUUAUUACAAAUCGAAAUAAAACAAGCAGCUGAAUUAACUUUAUUCUCAAUAUCUCUGACCAUUUACGGAAGGCAGAGAGAAUUUUUACUCGUCG